Colletotrichum abscissum is the source of this 1215-nucleotide messenger RNA. RefSeq names its product glycosyl hydrolase family 18. Gene Ontology annotation, molecular function: chitin binding; chitinase activity. The coding region runs from base 1 to 1215 and encodes 404 amino acids. The transcript is spliced from 2 exons. Lineage: Eukaryota; Fungi; Ascomycota; Sordariomycetes; Glomerellales; Glomerellaceae. Gene Ontology annotation, cellular component: extracellular region. Gene Ontology annotation, biological process: carbohydrate metabolic process; chitin catabolic process. The record is from RefSeq and is a predicted model, not a curated record.
AUGGCCCGAGGACGACCCCUCCCCCGCGCCGUCCCGCCGUCAGCCUCAACAUUGACAUCAACACACACCUCAACUUUGACCUCGAUCUUGACCUCAUCAUCGAGCUCACCGAGACGACUGUCCUUUCUGAUCUUCAACCUGCUCGCCCUCACAGCAUUCGUCCAACCCGUCAUGUCUCAAGGCUGGGUCAACGCCGUCUACUACCCCAAUUGGCGGGUUUACAAGGGCCAAACUCCCGCAUCGAUGCCCGUCAAUGCCGUCACUCACGUCAUGUACGCCUUUAUCAAAGUCAACACGGACGGAUCACUGAAGCUCAUUGACGACUGGGCCGAUACCCAGAUCCCAGUCGACGGGACAAAGGGCUGUCUCUCGGCCACAGCCAAGCUCAAGGCCUCGAAGCCGAGCAUCCGCACCCUUGUGUCCGUCGGCGGUGGCACGGGCAGCGCCGAGUUCCCGGCCCUGGCCGCCAAUCCUACCGCGCGCGCUCGUUUUGCCAAGGAGAUCAAGGCCUUUUGCGACAAGUGGCAGCUCAACGGCGUUGAUAUUGACUGGGAACACCCAAGCGACGCCAAGCAGGGCAAAGACUACAUCAGCCUCCUCAGUGACGUCCGCCAACAGAUGCCAGCGGGCAAGUACCUCAUCACAUCAGCCCUCCCGCCGGGCCAAUGGGUGCUCAAGAAUAUCGACCUUAGACGAGCCGCCUCUCUCCUUGACUACCUGAACUUAAUGUGCUACGACCUCACAGGACCCUGGACCGACGUCUCGGGCAACCACGCGCAGCUCCUGGCCUCCAAGACGCUGGUGAGCAACAACCCGAACCUCAAGAUCGCCUGCGCCGACGGCAUCACCUACGUCACGAGCAACGGGUUCCCGAGCCGUAAAGUGCUGCUCGGGAUCCCGGCGUACGCGCGCACCUUUCCUAAUGCGAAAGGGCCGGGCGGAUCGACAAAGGGGUCUGCUGAGGUUGAUUACUGCGACAUGUCGAAUGAUAGUGUAGAUAAGGCAACUGUGGAUACGACUGCGGCCGCUGCCACUUAUAUUGAUCCCAAGUAUGGGUUCAUGACCUUUGAUGUGCCGAGAUCUGUGGCCAUCAAGGCCCAGUAUGCGAAGAGCAAGGCUCUUGGUGGGUUAUUCUACUGGACUGGCGUAGGAGACCGGAAGGGGAGGCAAAGUCUGGUCCAGGCUGGGUUUAAUGAACUGAACGGCAUCAAAUGA